AGCAGAGAGCCCCUUCCACCGCUAAGUCUGGCCAACCAAGGGAAUGCAGAUGAGGGAGUUUUGGGGGAUCCCAAUACUUUGUCACAAGUGGACUUGGAGGCAUAUCUUUCCCCAAACCAUCAAGAUGCCAGGGAAGAGAUGAAAAUGGCAUCUCCAUGCCAAAACACAGAAUUCCAGGGAUGGAUGCAAAGUAUUGGGGGACAUGUCACCCCCAGACUGGAAAUACUCCCCCAUUGUAAGAGGAGGCGCUGUCAGUUGUAAGCGAGGACCAGUCCAUCUUUGACCCAGCCUUUGCCUCCUCACACCUCUUGAAGACCGAGGUGCCUUCCGUGGACGAUUAUGGGAACAAGGAAGGCAUGGGGUUGGAGGACCCCUCAUGGCCAUCCCAGGUCAACAGCCGAGGACAUCUGGUGAAGCAGGAGAACGAGCAAGUCAAUUGCUCUAGCAGCAGACAAUCACCGGUGGACUGCAGUGCCACCCGCAGGAGCAAGGUGGAAGUGGCGGUCGACACAUCCCAGGUGUCCUAUCCAGCUGGAUACACCAACCAGCGCAGUCCCCCCGUUUCUUCGUCCAGGGAGGAGAAGGUCAUUGUUCCAGCAGACCCGAGCGUUUGGAGCCACGACCACGUCCGUCAGUGGCUGGACUGGGCGGUGAAGGAAUAUGGCCUUCUCGACAUCGAAACGACCCUCUUCCAGAACAUAGACGGGAAAGAGCUGUGCAAGCUGGGGAAGGAAGGGUUCUUACGCCUCACUUCGCCCUACAACACUGAAAUCUUGCUGUCUCACCUCACCUACCUGCGCCAGAGCAGUCCCACUUUUACUUAUCCAUCUGCACCAGUUAUUACCCAGCAGGCCCCACCGCCUCCACCACGGGCCCAAGUCAAAUCCGAGUCUGCGUAUGAUGAAAUCCGGCGAAGCAGCUGGGGCAGCGGUGCGGUAAACACCACUCCCAAAGGUUCCCCACCACAGAUCCAAACGGUGAGCCGCAUCCCGGAUUCAACACGCAUUGCACCUGUAGAUCCCUAUCAAGUCCUUGGGCCCACUAGCAGCCGCUUGGCAAACCCAGGUAGUGGUCAGAUCCAGCUGUGGCAAUUUCUCCUGGAGCUGCUCUCGGACAGCAACAACGCCAGCUGUAUCACCUGGGAGGGGACCAACGGCGAGUUCAAGAUGACGGAUCCCGACGAGGUGGCGCGGCGAUGGGGCGAGCGCAAGAGUAAGCCCAACAUGAACUACGACAAGCUGAGCCGGGCACUGCGCUACUACUAUGACAAGAGCAUCAUGACCAAAGUGCAUGGCAAGCGCUACGCCUACAAGUUCGACUUCCAGGGCAUCAACCAGGCCCAGCAGGGGCAGCCGGGUGAGCCAGCCCUUUACAAGUACCACCACACGGAACUGCCUUAUCUGCCCCCCUACCACCAGCAGAAGGUGGGCUUCGGCCUGGGCCAUGGCACUCCAAUGCCCGCCUCAUCCUCGGGUUUCUUUGGGCCACCUGCCCCUUACUGGAAUUCCACUGGGGGGAACCUCUAUCAGAAUCCCACAGUGUCCAGGCAGGCCAGCAACCACUUGGGCUCUUUCUUCUAAUCUCCAGAAGGUCCUGGAGCUACCUGAACUUCUACCAGGAGGUCUCAUUACACAAACAUCCACCACACCCAGAACCUGGGAUACAGGGAGCACCAUCGUGAAUGUAUUCGUGGCCAUCAUGAAUAAAGAGGGCAGGGGGGAGCAGCACCACUCCCCACCACCAGCGGGCACCCUUCUGCUGCGCUUCUGUCUGAUCUUCUAAUCCACCCCUGGACUUAGCUGGAAGACUUUACCAGCCCGAUGCUGUGCUAUCCCUGCCUGCGUUUUGCAGGGAUAGACCGGGUCUCAGAAUUAUAGGGGACACAGAUGUGUUGCCUCAGCUUGCUUGGACUCUUUAAUUUCCCCCCACAUCUAGUAUUACAUCAUGUACUGUACAUAGCGGAAGCGGGAGGGGUAUGUUUCUUGGUAUAUGAAGUAGCGGCAAGGAUGUGGGCCUCACUGCAGCCAUGGCAUUACGGUCAUUUUGAGUCUUUUCAGAAGCGGGAGUGCCGGCCAGCCCAAACGCCGAUCUUCGUUCGUGCUGCUGCUGUGAGCCAUUUAGACACUUAAGGUGCAGCACUGGCAGGCUCUUGGACAGCUGCCGAAACCUGAAAAAUGAGUCUUUUCUGAGUACAGUUUGAAGUUUUCUUUAGCCAGAUUUAUUGAAAUGGACAGGAGGUAGCAAGGAUUCCAGGAACUGUUCUCAGUUUAAAACUAGUAUAUCCCUAUGUAUGUUAGGAAGAUCUUCUGGGGUUUUGUCUUCCUCUAAGCACCGGUGCUCUGGGGAGAUGGUGGGUCUUUCAGGGAUAAUGGGGCAACUUGCCGUUGUUUGCAUGAUGGUCUUCUGAAUCCUUUUCAGCCUGGAGACCAACUCUUACAAAUUCUUUUUCAGAUGAGGACCAAAUACAACAGACCAGCUUUCCCAAACCUAGGGCCUUCCAGAGGUGUUGCCCUAAGGGGCCUAUAAUCCCCAGCUAGCUAGUUAAAAGGUUUAUUCUCUUGGAAUUAUGGGAACUGCGGUUCAACACAUCUCAAUUAGCCCAGAUUGGUGAAGAUCAAAGUUUUUGGGGAAAGAAAGAGGGAAAAAGUAACCGUACAUCAGUUUGCUUUUAUAACUUUUCAUGGGAUGGCAAUGGGGGUGAACUGUCUCUGAACUCUUUUCGCUUGUAACAAAGAUGGCUCAGUGGAAGCACCGUAAGGUGAUAAAGUACUAAAGAGG
Molecule: messenger RNA, 2778 nt
Organism: Candoia aspera
Lineage: Eukaryota; Metazoa; Chordata; Lepidosauria; Squamata; Candoiidae
Product: retroviral integration site protein Fli-1 homolog
Exons: 9
Coding region: 357-1580 (407 amino acids)
Biological process (GO): regulation of transcription by RNA polymerase II; cell differentiation
Cellular component (GO): nucleus
Molecular function (GO): sequence-specific DNA binding; DNA-binding transcription factor activity, RNA polymerase II-specific
Source: RefSeq, a predicted model, not a curated record